Molecule: messenger RNA, 952 nt
Organism: Saccostrea cuccullata (small rock oyster)
Lineage: Eukaryota; Metazoa; Mollusca; Bivalvia; Ostreida; Ostreidae
Product: mitochondrial import inner membrane translocase subunit Tim9-like
Exons: 3
Coding region: 54-347 (97 amino acids)
Cellular component (GO): mitochondrial intermembrane space chaperone complex
Source: RefSeq, a predicted model, not a curated record
GCCUCUGUUUCAGUGCUGUUUCUAGUUUUGUUCAUUACUCCUAUCUCUUAACCAUGAAUGCAAAUUUUCAGGGAACUGAGAGAGAGGUCUCAAUGCUGCGAGAUGUGUUGUUAUCCCACAAUAUAAUGACAGAGAGGUGCUUCACCACAUGCAUAACUAAAUUCAGACAGAACACAUUGACAGAUGAAGAGAAGUCCUGCAUUGAUACCUGCAUGGGAAGGUAUGUGAACUUCAAUCAGAGACUGAUGGCGACAUUUUUUGAGCAGCAGCAGGCUCGAAUGAAAGCUAUAGCAGAAGAACAGAACGCUCAGGUUCCCCCGCAACAAACACUCAUACAGAAAACGUGAUAUUAACGAUGUAGGACUCCAUGUACCAUGUAUAUUUUAAAACACCAUCCUUAGAAAAUUUCUAUGCUUCAGUUUUAUUUACAAUUCAUAUGUCUUGAAGUUUAUAAAAGCUAUGUUUAUACCAGCUAUUGAAUGGAAGGAGUGAUUACAAAAUUGAUGUUUUCUUUAAUCAAAAUUGCAGAUGCAGAUAUGUUCAGUUUCAUUUUUUUGCAGUCUUCAUGUUUUAGAACUUUGGUCACUCUAGUUAAAUUCUGAAAUGUUUCUAUAAUAAAAAGGCAAAUAUGAAGUCAGUGUCUAUUGAUAAUUUUAUCUGACACUUCAUUGUGUAUUUAUAUUAAUCAGUCUUUAUGAUCAUAGACAUGCUGGUGGUACACAGGUAAAAAAAAUUGUAUAUGACCUUGUGUACCUAAUUAUUUUAUACAAUAUAUGUACAUUUUCAGAGAAUUCUAAAAAUUUUCAUUCAUAAUGUUAUAUUAUUUCAUAAAUAAUGAUUAACAAGUAACAAGGUUGAUUUUAUGUCCCCCCCCCCAUUUUUGAUCAGUAUUUUGCACAAAUAUAGCACAUAAUGUAAAAUUACAGUUAGAAUAAAUAUUUUUGUGCUUGAA